This is a messenger RNA of Jaminaea rosea, 963 nucleotides long. Its product is annotated as peroxisomal membrane protein 4. The transcript is spliced from 5 exons. Bases 233 to 856 code for a protein of 207 amino acids. Gene Ontology annotation, cellular component: peroxisomal membrane. NCBI's taxonomy places the organism in Eukaryota, Fungi, Basidiomycota, Exobasidiomycetes, Microstromatales. The record is from RefSeq and is a predicted model, not a curated record.
AUUGUCCUUAUGGUCCUUUGAGCAGUCGACCACGCGGCAAAGACGUCGAGCAGCACUCAAGGCUUUCAGACCGCCGGAGAGACGCACGAGACUUCAGUCCGGCUCACGGCAUUCGCGCCUUUCCGUAGCCCCGCCAGGCCAAGGGUCGCUCGACCCCGCCCUCCAUUUGCAACGCCAACGACGAAUCAACACCACACCGAUAGCUUCGUCGUCGUCGUCGUCGUUGCACCGCAUGUCAGGCCUCCACGAUUCGCUAACGAGGCUGGCCCUCAACCCGGCCUACCAUGACUUCUUCACGCUCCUCAAGGCCGCUCGUAAUGGAGCUGUCUACGGAGCCAAGAUCAGGUUCCCCCACGCACUCGUCAUGACGUUCCUCUUUGGCCGUGGUACCCCUCGCGAGAAGCUGCAGUUCAUCAUCAAGGCCACACGUAUGCAUUCGUUCAACCUCAUGAAGUUCGCCAGCCUGUACAAGUUCCUACAGAUUGUGCUCAGGAGGACAAACGGAGGCAAGGCGCGGUCCAUGGACAGCUUCAUUGCCGGUAUCGUGGGAGGAUGGGUCGUAUUCGGGGAAAGAACUGCGGUAAAUGAGCAAAUUGUCCUUUACUCUUGCGCCCGUUGCGUCUCCUCUCUGCUACCCCGCGCAGAAGUCAGGCCAGAUUACCCAGCUCAAAAGCCCAUCCCUACGGACAGCAAGUCAUUUGAAAUCUUUGCAGCACUGGUAUGGGGAUGCGUGAUGUGGCUCUUCGAGAAUAGGAGAGUAAGGCUACAGAAUGGCCUUGUCAACUCGAUGGAUUACUUGUAUCAUAACGCUGAGCACUGGGAUAGCUUGCGCAAUCUCUUCUGGCACAACACAUAGCGCGCGCCUAGAUAGGCGGAGGCAAGGUAGUAGACGCAAUGCUGUAAUGUAAUUACAGGCCGCCGCCAGCUAAUAAUGACCAUGACACACGAUGAGCUUUGCCGGUG